UUUAAAAUGCUAAAGAACAUUCUUUUUGGAGUUACAAAAAAAUAAAAUAAAAAUAAAUAAAAGCACUGAGUAAGCUUUGAUGUCUAUCUGCCACAAUGACCAGCCAGUAUUAACAAAAAAAGGUUAAUUGCCACCCAUGACUCUUUCUGCCACUUCCCACCCAGCUCACAGACUCACUUCCAUAAACAGCAAACACACUCACACUGCACAGAUGGAAACAAAACAUAUCUUUUCUUGCCUUUUAAAGGGAGAGAGUGGAGAUAUAAACCCACGGUGAAAACAGCUCUUCUAAAAGAAAUGGGACUUAGUCUCUUAGAGGUAGAUGUUUGAUAGAGAGAGAGAAGCAUCUUCUUGACUUCUUACAUGGUUCCUGCUUAAAGAGUUGCAGUCGAAGUUUGGUAGUCUGAUUGCCUACCAGCUUAUUCACUUCAGAAGAUCAUGGAAUGUUGAUAUGUGGGAAGGAAUCGGUGCUGUGAUUCCCCAGGCGAUGGAAAAAAUAACAUUGACAAUUCAACAUCUUCAAUUUAUGUGAUGAUCCAGAGUUAGUGAGUUCAUGAUGUCCGCCAGCUCUAAAAUGGCAGAGCAACUGAAACUGCAUCAACGCUGGGAGUUUAGGAGGAAAGACAAUGAUUCCGAUUCUUCUAGCAAUGAUUCAAAACCAAGUGGCGAGCCAGCUCUCAAAACAUGCAAACUGAUCUCCAGCUUCAUUUCAGUUGACAAUGAGGAAACUAGCGAGGCUAGUAAACUGCACCAGAAUGGGAACUGUGAUCCUGGUAUUUCGGACCAAAUGAAAUAUGGGAAAGCUGAAAAUGGCCGGAGGAGGAGGAAGAGUAAAAGGGAUGAUUCAGCUCCUAAUGAUAUAAAGAAGGGCCCUCGUAAAGGAGUCCGCCGUAAGAAGAGUAAAACUAUUACUGAUGAGCAGGCUGUAUUUUAUGAUCUUAAGAAAUACAUGAACUUCUUAUUGGAGGAUCUUAAAGUUUCAAGAGAGAAUUUGUUGAAGUGGAUGAGGGAAGAAAUGCAGAAAUUGGUGGCAGAGGAGACAGUUUCUGAGCUGGCAACAAGAGAAUGCAGCUUCAGAGGAGAGAAAGUUCAAUUGCAGAACCAAACCAACUUUGAGGAGAAUGCGGAAGUUCAGCACCGAAACAUCUUCGAGAAGAACAUACCGGCACAACAUCAAAACAACAUUCAGGGGUAUGGCCAACUGCAGGCCCAUAAAGAGUUUGAGGAGAACGUCCACAGGCAGAACCUAAUCAAUUUCGAGAACACUGAAGUGCAUCAUCAGGAGACCAUUUUCCUGCAGAAUCGAAAUGCCUUCAAAUCUUUCGAAGGGGCUCAAGACUGCAAUGACGAAUCUACAGAGAGGUUUAGUGAAACCAAUAAAUCAGCUGAUUUUAGUAAUUGCAGUCUAUCAUUGUACAGUCAAGCUGGUUAUAGCCGAGCAAAUGUACCCUCAUCAAGAACUGAGAAGGACACAGAAGAAAGAAUGGCAUUAUCUGCCAAGUUGAAUUCUAAACCUAGUUCUUCGGAUCAGAAUGUGCAAGUGCAGCAGCUAAAUAGCAUUGUGUUGGGCAUAAGAGCUCAAAGCAACAAUAAAUCUUCAGAGAGGUCUGCAAAAGGCAGAAAGACUAGUGAUUCUAAUCGUCACCAUCAAGUACCUGAACAUCAAUCUGAUUGUGCCCAAGUGAUUGGAUCCUUGACAUCAACUGAGAGGGACAAAGGAGAAAGGCUGCCAUUAUCUGUCCAACCAAUGUUUCCAGCUAACUCGAACCAGGUAGCUUCGUCAAUGUACUUAACACUGCCUACUGUGUUAACAAAGCCUCAUGUAGCAAACCAUAGGUUUGAUACAUCUUCAUUGAACUCUAUUCAACCAAGACUUGCUGGGAAUCAAAUAGGCUUGAGUUCAGAAAGACCGAAUCUGUUACUAGGUUCAAGCAGUCUUCAUGGAUACUUUCAGGACAUGCAGCCAGAGGAAAGAAGUAGAAACUUUGCUCAAGUGAGUUCGAGAGGCAUCAGUUACUUCAAUCAAAAUAGCACGUCAUCAAUUUUUGGAAAUGGACUCCCAGAUCCAUUUCUUCAGGCCGUAAAUAGUAAUUUUAAUAUUCCAACCCAAGUCAGCUUGGAAAAUCUAGCUCGAGAAAGCAGCAUGCCAAGCCUAAGCAUGAGAGGAGGAGCCACGAGGCUUCCAGGGGGGAGCUACUCUUUCUCAGAACAGUUUACAGCCAGCAACUUUCUCAACCAUUCUAGUUUCAAAGUAGAUGGUAGACUAAUGGCAUAUCAAGAUGGUUAUCAAUUCCCAAAAUAGUUUUUCAUUAGAGGCGAAUACUGAGCAGGAACGAAAAUUGUACUCAACUAUGGGCCCCGAGAUCCUAAACAUCUCUUUAUUGUUUUUGCCUAGCUUCAAUGUUUAACAGUUGUAAGAGAGAGCAAUUUUGAUACUUUCAAAGACCCUUCACCUGGCAAUAUACUAGGAAAGUGGCAUUUGGAGUGUGUACACGUCUUGAUAGAUACUGUAAUUUAACAUUGGCACAAGUGAGAUAAGGGAUGCUCUUUCAAUUAA
Messenger RNA from Populus nigra (black poplar), 2557 nucleotides. RefSeq lists its product as uncharacterized. The coding region runs from base 554 to 2302 and encodes 582 amino acids. The transcript has 2 exons. The record is from RefSeq and is a predicted model, not a curated record. Lineage: Eukaryota; Viridiplantae; Streptophyta; Magnoliopsida; Malpighiales; Salicaceae.